Messenger RNA from Melanaphis sacchari, 1941 nucleotides. RefSeq names its product KRAB-A domain-containing protein 2-like. The transcript has 2 exons. Gene Ontology annotation, molecular function: nucleic acid binding. The record is from RefSeq and is a predicted model, not a curated record. Bases 508 to 1941 code for a protein of 477 amino acids. Gene Ontology annotation, biological process: DNA integration. Lineage: Eukaryota; Metazoa; Arthropoda; Insecta; Hemiptera; Aphididae.
AUUAUAAUUAAAUUAAUUGUAUUAUUAAAUUAUUUAUUUGUGCAGGCUUGACUGCUGUGACAUCUCGAGUUGCAUAAUAAAUUUUUGGAUCGGCAUUUUUACCAAAGUUAUUUUAUUUUUAUAAUAUAUAUUAUGACAACUAAAUUGCGAUCGGGUUUUAUCUUGACUAUCAUAAUUAUUAUUAUUUAAGUAUGAAUUUUGGGAAUUUUCAUUUCGAUUUUCAUAUACAUCAUGAUACUGGAAGACCUUGACACGUGUACCUACUCAUACAAUCAAAUCACUAUCAAUAGAAUCACAAUACAAUCAAUAAAUUAGCCAAAAAGGUACUCUAGGUAUAUGAUAAAAGUUGUUUCUACUUUAUACUAUGUUGCACAUACAAUACAAUUUAGUUUAUGAUACGGAACAGGUUUGAUAAUAGAUUGAUUAUCGAUUGAAUAGGCAUAUUGAAAAUAAUAUUGUGUGCAGUAUUCGUUUUACAAUUGUCGCGAAAAGUAUACGAUUUUCAAUAUGUCACUUAAAAUACGGUUUUAUGAACUUUUAAAUGGUGUUGUUGAAGCAAAAAAUAAUAAAAACACUCUAUACAUAACUAAUGAAAAGUAUAAUGUAUUAUUGAACGAAGUGAAAGAAUCAAAAUUGGUCAAAGUUAAAAAAUCAAUUCACUAUCGACGACUUAAACGGUUUGAUAUUGUUAAUAUUGGCGGAGAAGAAAAACUGAUUGUUCCGAUGAAUGGUGCCUCCGAAGAAAUGCGUUACUAUGUUCGCUAUGAUGAUUUGUAUGAAAUUAUUCAUGAAGCACAUAUUGCAACAGGUCACGGAGGUAGAAAUCGUAUUGUGUAUGCUGUUAAUAGUAAAUACAAAAAUGUUAAUAUUGAGGCUAUAAAUAUUUAUUUAAAACUAUGUGAGCCAUGUCAAAAAAAACACAGUAUGCCCAAAAAAGGUCUAACUGUUAAACCUAUUAUACAUACCGAAAUGAAUUCGCGCUGCCAAGUAGACCUGAUUGAUAUGCAGGCAAAUCCUGAUAACAAUUAUAAAUUUAUAAUGGUCUAUCAAGAUCACUUGACUAAAUUUGUUAUUUUACGACCACUUAAAUUUAAACGGGCUGAAGAAGUUGCGUAUAACUUACUCGAUAUUUUCACUCUUUUCGGUGCACCAAAUAUACUCCACUCAGAUAAUGGGAGAGAAUUCGUAAAUGCUGUUAUUACAAAUUUGUGUAGUUUGUGGUCUGAAGUGAAAAUAGUUCACGGAAAAGCUCGCCACAGUCAGUCUCAAGGUUCUGUGGAGCGUGCCAAUCAGGAUAUAGAAAGUAUGAUUGCGACGUGGAUGGAGACAAAUAAAACAACGAAAUGGUCAGAGUCCUUAAGAUUCGUACAAGCUAUGAAGAACGGAGCUUUUCAUUCUGGAAUCAAACGCUCCCCAUAUGAAGCAAUGUUUGGGAAUAAAAUGAAAAUGGGAUUAGCAAAUUCAAUUAUUCCAAAAAAUGUACUACCAGGACUGCAAACAGAAGAGGAUUUAGAGGCAGCACUUACCGAACCAAAGGCAAAUAUAGUUGAAGUUGGUGAGAUAGAUGAAGAAGUUGAAAUCGAUGACGUUGUAGAGACACAAGGAGAAACUCAAUAUGUAGAAACAAGGGACGUAGAAAAUGAAAUACCAGCACGGACACAAAAAAUUAAGCAACAUCGAGAAGAAUCACUCAUCGGCCUACAGAAACAAGCAAGACAAAUGUUGCAAAUGUCAAACAAGAAAAUGCCAAUUGUACUAAUUGGACAAACUGUCAAAAUUAAAAUUCCCGAAGUCGAUCGAAGUAAAAUUGAUGCCCGCACAUUAAUGGCUAAGGUGUUACAAGUUGUGGAUGCAGAUUUUUAUCGCCUGGGUACAAAAGCGGGAACACUCUCACAACUGUUCACUCGCAAUCAGUUCACCUUAUGUGAAGAAAAUUUUUAG